This is a messenger RNA of Larimichthys crocea (large yellow croaker), 1299 nucleotides long. RefSeq names its product SBDS ribosome maturation factor (gene sbds). The record is from RefSeq and is a predicted model, not a curated record. Bases 158 to 907 code for a protein of 249 amino acids. NCBI's taxonomy places the organism in Eukaryota, Metazoa, Chordata, Actinopteri, Sciaenidae. Gene Ontology annotation, biological process: ribosome biogenesis; cytosolic ribosome assembly. The transcript has 5 exons.
UUGUUUGACGUCGAGGUUUCACACGGACCACUUCUGAGAGACAUACCCGCAGCACACACACACCUACGACAUCACAUUGUUGUUGUUGUCACUUUGCACACACACACACAGACACAGACACACACAUAAACAAACAAACAAACAAACACAAACAAACAUGUCCAUAUUCACGCCGACGAACCAGAUCCGGCUGACGAACGUGGCCGUGGUGCGCGUGAAGAAAGCCGGGAAGCGCUUUGAGAUCGCGUGCUACAAAAACAAAGUGAUGAGCUGGAGAUCCGGCGCGGAGAAAGACCUGGACGAGGUGCUGCAGACAAGCUCCGUGUUCGUCAACGUGUCCAAAGGACAGGUGGCCAAGAAGGACGACCUGAACAAAGCCUUUGGGACAGAUGACCUGACAGAGAUCUGCAAACAGAUCCUCGCCAAAGGUGAGCUCCAGGUGUCAGACAAGGAGAGGCACUCUCAGCUGGAGACCAUGUUCAGGGACAUCGCGACUAUCGUGGCAGAGAAGUGCGUAAACCCCGAGACCAAGAGGCCGUAUACGGUCAACCUCAUCGAGCGGGCGAUGAAGGACAUCCACUACUCCGUGAAGGCCGGCAAGAGCACCAAGCAGCAGGCUCUGGAAGUCAUCCGGCAGCUGAAGGAGACCAUGGAGAUCCAGAGAGCCCACAUGAGGCUGCGAUUGGUGCUGCCAGCCAAGGAGGCCAAGAGGCUGAAGGAGAAGCUGAAGCCGCUCCUGCAGGUUGUGGAGAGUGAAGACUUUGAUGAGGAGCUGGAAAUGGUGUGUCUGGUGGAUCCCGGCUGCUUCAGGGAGAUCGAUGAACUGAUCCGCUGCGAGACCAAAGGCCGAGGUUCUCUCGAAGUUCUCAGUCUGAAGGAUGUGGAGGAGGGCGAUGAGAAAUUAUAGUAACACAGCCAGUCAGGACUCUGCACCUUAUCCACACUAACCCUCUUUGAAGAGACUAUAUUUACAAAGAGAUUCAUACUUCUGUUUCCCAGCCUCUGCGUUUAUAUGACUGCUAUUAUUUGCCAGAUUUGCAUGCUGGGUGGAAUGUGUUUGGACAAUAAGUUUGAGCAUUUAUAUCUUAUCUGAAUAAACACCAUAUAACGUGCAGCUCAGUAUAGAGUUCUGAUUUAUCCAUCUUUAUUAUUUCAGAUCGUCUCUGCCUUCCGUCAGACUUUGUGUGCCAUGCAGUCAUGCUCAACUUCACAGUUUUAUGAAUAAUUCCUUUAACCCGUUAAUGUAUAUUUUGUCAUAAUAAAUGAGUUUGCUCUGUAGCAAAUAAAUAUUUAACCAGA